Ictidomys tridecemlineatus (thirteen-lined ground squirrel) is the source of this 2216-nucleotide messenger RNA. RefSeq names its product L-threonine 3-dehydrogenase, mitochondrial. Gene Ontology annotation, biological process: L-threonine catabolic process. The record is from RefSeq and is a predicted model, not a curated record. NCBI's taxonomy places the organism in Eukaryota, Metazoa, Chordata, Mammalia, Rodentia, Sciuridae. Gene Ontology annotation, molecular function: L-threonine 3-dehydrogenase activity.
AUCGCGCACGUGCUGCUCGGUCGGGUUGCCGCGUUUGCAGCAUCUUUGGUGGCUGCGUCGGCAGCACAUUUGAAAAGCAAAUGCAGAUCAUCAGGAUGCUGAGGCACGUGGCUGUGGCCCGUGGAGCAGUGCAGAGGCCCCUCCGCAGCUGCUGGAUGUCUGUCCUGCCAGUCCGGUGUCUGGGCAACUCGUCUUCGCAGAUCCCAGAGAAUGCCAGCUUCCACUCUGCCGCCUCCUCUGAAGCAGACCCUCCGCGGAUCCUGAUUACAGGGGGUCUUGGCCAGUUGGGAGUGGGGCUUGCUAACCUUUUAAGGAAACGAUUUGGGGAGGAAAAUGUGAUUUUGUCAGACAUAAAGAAGCCCCCCAAUUAUGUCUUACAUCGUGGCCCCUUCAUUUAUGCCGAUGUCCUGGAUUACAAGCGGCUCCGGGAGAUCGUGGUCAACCACCGCAUCACCUGGCUGUUCCAUUACAGCGCUUUGCUCAGCGCCGCUGGAGAGGCCAACGUGCCCUUGGCCCGAGCCCUGAACAUCACUGGGCUGCACCACGUCCUGGACAUCGCGACGGAGUACCACCUGCGCUUGUUUGUGCCCAGCACCAUCGCGGCUUUUGGAUCUACCUCUCCCCGAAAUCCAGCCCUUGACCUCUGCACCCAGAGGCCCAGGACCAUCUACGGGGUGUCCAAGGUGCACAUGGAGCUCAUGGGAGAGUACUAUUAUUACCGGUACGGGUUAGAUUUCCGCUGCCUGCGGUACCCUGGGAUCAUUUCUGCUGACUCGGAGCCUGGGGGAGGAACAACUGACUACGCAGUCCAUAUUUUCCACGAGGCCACAAGGAGGGGCAAAUUUGAGUGCAACCUGAAGGCCAACACCAGGCUUCCGAUGAUGGACGUCAGCGACUGCCUCAGGGCCACUCUGGAGGUCAUGAAUGCCCCCGCAGAGUCUCUCUCCAUGAGGACCUACAACAUCAGCGCCAUGAGCUUCACCCCCGAGGAGCUGGCCCAGGAGGUCCGCAGGCACCUGCCGGAGUUCCAGAUCACCUACCACGUGGACCCUAUGCGGCAGGCCAUAGCGGAUAGCUGGCCCAUGAACUUGGAUGACAGCAAUGCCCGGAAGGACUGGGGGUGGAGACACGACAUUGAUCUUCCAGAGUUGGUGACGAAGAUGCUGAACUUCCACCGUUCUGACACCAGAGUUGCCCAGACCAACUGAGGCUUCAGAGGAGGGGCCCUUGUGUCCUGACUGCCUGGGAGGACAGACAGGACCCAGGGCACCUGCACUCUUUAGAGUUGAAGGGCUGAUUGGACUACGUUCCGGCAGCUCAUUUGAACUACUGGGUGGAGGGUGGAAGUAGUUUAAGCAUUUCUAAGAUGAUGUAGGUUUGGAGGGAGGGCUUCUCGACCUUUGCUGGGUGCCUUAAACAGGUCCAAAUGCUCACGCGGCAGAGUCCAUGGAAUGCGUGGUAACGACAAGGUGACCAUUUCUGGGAAGGUGGAAGUUUGUAAUGUUUGUAUUGAAUGAAAGCCAGUUUACAUAUCACCCUAAGACUCCAUUAUUCUCUUGACCAUAGAACAAAGAUCACAUUUUAAAGACUUCCAAAGACACGCUCACUAUUCUGCAUCAUCCCACCAGAACACAAAACGUGUUUUGUGUGAGCUUGAUGUGUGAGCCGCGUGAUCACUGCAUUCCAACUCUUCAGAGGUUAUCACAUCUAAUUUAUCCUGCUGCAAGAGGUACAGCUGCGGGAAAUCAAGAGUAUCUAUGAAGAUGCAGCAAGAGAAGAGUAGCCCUCUCAUUCCUGACCCCCUCCUGCCAGUGAGCAAGGAGGGAUCUACCAGACUGGAGCUCUUGAGCUGGCCCUGUCUCAUCCGCAGGGAGUUUGUCUAAGGGUGCAGGUGUCUGGACUCUACCCAGCUGACUAAGCAGUGGGAGCAAUCCUGCCUCAGCCCCCCGGUUUAGACCAGUUCCUGGCCAAUGCUAUUUUCUAAAGAACCUUCUCUUGUUAUGUCCUUUCCCAUGUCCUCAGACUGAGCCUGCAGAGGAGUGACUCUGAAGCCUCUAGACACAGGCAAGUUAGUCUCUGGCUGCCUCAAGAGGCCCCAGGAAGUGAAAUGCCCCAUUCCUCAGAAAAUUAUGGGUAUUUUGAUAACAGGAAGAAUUGAAAGGUGUUAUAUAGAUCAUGUGUUGAUGACAAUAAAGUCAAUUAUUAUGCAUUUGGAA